Phytophthora sojae is the source of this 1505-nucleotide messenger RNA. RefSeq lists its product as hypothetical. Gene Ontology annotation, cellular component: plasma membrane. Bases 1 to 1356 code for a protein of 451 amino acids. Gene Ontology annotation, biological process: nucleoside transmembrane transport. Gene Ontology annotation, molecular function: nucleoside transmembrane transporter activity. The record is from RefSeq and is a predicted model, not a curated record. NCBI's taxonomy places the organism in Eukaryota, Oomycota, Peronosporomycetes, Peronosporales, Peronosporaceae. The transcript has a single exon.
AUGGAGUCUCCGAGCAAGUCCGAGAAGCUCGUGCCUGAGGAUCAGGUGGAGCUGGGCCGCGACGGCAUGCCGCAGGAGAUCUGGGACGACAUGGUCAAGAACGAGCGUAACAUCUUCUACUCGCUCAUGUUCCUCAACGGCUCGGUGCUCUGGGCCUACUACUCGUGCCUGAGCGCGCAGGACUUCUACACGGUCGAGUUCGCCGACUCGGGUCUCGACUUCUCUUUCCUGACCACGCUCUGCACGUCGUGGCCCAUGGUCAUCGGCCAGGCUGUCCAGAUGAUCUGGGGCCUCGACAAGAAGCUCUCGCAGGAGUUCCGCGUGCGCGUGGGCUACGGCAUCUUCAUCCUCAUGGCCAUCCUCAUCAUGGUCUUCAGCGCCAUCAACUUCUCCAACCAGAAGACGGGCGGCAUCCUCGUGCUCAUCUGCUUCGGCUGCGUCGGCUUCGGCAACACGCUCUCCGAGGCCACGUACUACACGAUUGCCGCGCUCUUCCCCGUGCCCAAGUUCUCGCAGGCCGUGCAGAUCGGCAACGGCACGGCCGGCAUCCUCAACAUCUCGCUGGCCACGAUCCUGCGUCUGGCCGUGGGCGGCGUCCACCAGACGAGCAGCUCCACCAAGCUGGCCUUCUACCUCUUCUUCGGCCUCCUCAUUGUCGUGCUCAUCGUCGCGCUCUUCGUGUACCGCCGCCUAACCAGCCUGCCUUCCGUCAAGUACCUGCUCGAGCGCAACGCCGCGUCGGCCAAGGAGGAGAACCUCACGGAGCAGCCCGUGGGCAAGACGCUCAGCAACCUGUGGCGCAUCUUCCUCAUCAUCUGGAUGCCGGCCGUGACCCAGUUCCUCGUCUUCUUUGUGUCGCUCUCGGUCUUCCCGGGCUUCGGCUGCGCGGCCACGCGUAACCUCAUGCCGCCGUACUCGGACGUGACGCACACGGUGACGGCCAACUGGUACUGCGCGCCGGGCAUCGUGGGCUCGUACAACUACGGCGACUUCUUCGGCCGUAUCCUCACCGGCGCUGCCGUGUACAAGUUGCUCAACAGCGAGUGGUGCUUCGGCCUGUCCAUCGUGCGUCUGGCCUUCAUCCCGCUGCUGCUCAUGGGCGUGGCCGGCACGUCGCUCUACGCCUUUGGCCACGACGACAUGGGCGCCAUCGCCUACAACAUCGUGCUCAACCUGACCAUCGGUCUCUCGAACGGCUUCCUGUCCACGGUGACCAUGGGCGUGGGCCCGCGUCUCCUCAACCCGGAGGACCGCGAGUCGGGCGGUGCCGUCAUGGUGCUCUGCCUCUUCCUGGGACUUGCCGGCGGCUCCACGCUCGGCUUCUUCUUCAGCGACCAGGGCUGGCUCGGCCUGUAAGUUGGCUUCUUCUCUUCGAAGCCGCUUAGGUAGUGCGCUCUACACUCUUGUGUGUGUGAGCACGAAGAACUGUACAUGCUUCCCCUCCCCAUGCUUUACCUGUAUCGUACUGCAUGGCGAGCAACAUUUUCAGUACACGAACUUCUUAU